AUGUCCACUCCAGCCGAACAAGCCCAGGCCCUCACACCCGCCGCUGUGGGGGCAGCAUACGAACUCAUCAAACCCUACGUCCACCUCACCCCGCUCCUAACCUCCAAAACCCUCGACAAGAUCGCAUCCACCCCGCAAACCGCUGAAGCCCUGAUCGGUACGCCAUUUGAAGGCCAAAUCCCCGCAAACCCUCAAUUCCGCUUCCACUUCAAGUGCGAGAACCUCCAGCGCAUCGGCGCGUUCAAGGCACGCGGUGCUCACCAUGCGUUGCUACGGGUGAUUGAGGCACAAGGAGAAGAGGAGGUUAAGAAGCGGGGUGUGAUAACACAUAGCUCUGGCAACCAUGCCCAAGCCCUCGCCCUCGCCGCCUCAACCCUAAAUAUCCCAGCCUACAUCGUCAUGCCAGAAAUAAGCACACCAUCCAAGAUAGCGGGGACGCGCUCGCACGGCGCAGAAGUGGUAUUCAGUGGAUCUACAAGCGUCGAGCGCGAAGCUGUCGUAGCAGAGAUCCAAGCUAAGACGAACGCAAUCCUAAUCCCACCGUACGACGACUUCAAUAUUAUUUGUGGACAAGGUACUACAGCCCUCGAGAUGGAGGGACAAUUCGCCGAGAAGAGCUCUAAGAGUCUUGAUGCGGUGAUCACGCCUGUUGGUGGAGGUGGAUUGAAUGCUGGUGUUGCGACGUACUUCUCUGAUAAGUCAACACGGGUUUUUGGUGCAGAGCCUAGCUUUCAGGGUGCGGAUGAUUGUCGGAGAGGACUUCUGGCCCAGGCGAGAGUUGAGAAGGUUUCUACGUUGACUGUUGCGGAUGGGCUGAGAACGCCGGUUGGAUUGUUGAAUUGGGAAGUUAUUUCGGAUAAGAAGAAAGUGGAGGGGGUUUUUGCGGUUACGGAAGAACAGAUUAAGGCUGCGUUGCGACUUGUUCUGGAGCGGAUGAAGGUGGUUGUGGAACCGAGUGCUGUUGUUGGGUUGGCGGUUUGCUUGUUUGAUGAAGAGUUUCGAAAGCGUGUGGAAGAGGAGGGUGGAGAGGAGGGAUGGGAUGUUGGGAUUGUGUUUAGUGGAGGGAAUACCACUGUUGAAGCGAUUGCGAAGUUGUAUAGUUGA
Penicillium malachiteum is the source of this 1104-nucleotide messenger RNA. Its product is annotated as threonine/serine dehydratase. The transcript is spliced from 2 exons. Gene Ontology annotation, biological process: L-serine metabolic process; D-serine biosynthetic process; pyruvate biosynthetic process. The record is from RefSeq and is a predicted model, not a curated record. Gene Ontology annotation, molecular function: D-serine ammonia-lyase activity; ATP binding; L-serine ammonia-lyase activity. Bases 1 to 1104 code for a protein of 367 amino acids. NCBI's taxonomy places the organism in Eukaryota, Fungi, Ascomycota, Eurotiomycetes, Eurotiales, Aspergillaceae.